Paramecium sonneborni is the source of this 141-nucleotide messenger RNA. The record is from the annotation of a GenBank genome assembly. Lineage: Eukaryota; Ciliophora; Oligohymenophorea; Peniculida; Parameciidae.
AUGUUGAAGAAAUAUAUGGCUAUUUUAACAAGUUAUGUAAAAUAAGCAUUAUAUAUUUAAAAAGAGCUUAAUUGUAGAGAAAUAAAGAUAUUAUCAAUAGAUUAUUAUUAAGGAGAAGAAAAUGAUAUAACAUUUUUGUGA